UUUGGGCUUAGAACAAAGGCGACUGCGCACGCGAGUGGUUUAUAUAAGUUUGCUCAAUUCUUCAUAAAUUUGUUCAUUGCUUCCCAAGGAUAAAGGGAAAUUCCCUCAGAAAAUCGUAUUUUGGACAUAGAUAUGAGGCUAAGUUUUGUGAUUACUCUUAUCCUGACAGGUUCCCGACUGUCCAACGCUUUCUGGUGGCCAAAGACAACAACGGAAACCAGGGAGCCGAGUGGCGGCCAAAUCCUCCAGCAAAUUCCGCUCACCUAUUUCCGCACAUACACUUAUCAGCCAUUAGCUCCUGGGUUUUUUGGAUUUGGAGCUGCUCAGACGCCUAUGCUGCCUGGUGCUCAGUACGAUCCAUAUGGGAUGACCAGUUACGCUGCUGGCAGACGACAUGACUCCGUUUCCAGGCAAGAAGUUACUGCUCCGACGGACUUGAGCAACGCGCCGAGUAGCUCUCGGACAACCAGCACCACUCCCGCGCCAACGACAACAACUACCACCACCACAACCACCACUCCGGCACCAACAACAAGACCUAGUACUACUACCACCAGUACAACCCCACCACCAGUACCACCUCCGCCCCAGUCCACCAGUAGUAGUUUCUCCGAAGGACCCACUUCUAGCUUGCUGCGCUUUGGUGAAUAUCCCGCGUACAAUCGCCGGGUAAACAACCUCUAUAACGCCAGGCCUCAGUAUCCAUAUCCGGAUUACUUCAACUAUCAGCCGCAGCAGCAGACCGUAGUAUCGGAGCAAGGGGUCUCCAGUAACAGUCGCAUUCAAUUUGUUCCCUGCAUGUGCCCGGUCAGUAUGCCCAGUUUCGUCUCAUCCUCGACAGCGGCCACAUUGCCUUCGCAGCUGUCCACUUCCUCCACAUCGUUCGUGUCCCAGCCGGCGGCUCGUCACAUCGAGGGACAGGAAUUGGAAGCGGAAGUUGAUGGCGAGACAGAUAACGAGGGAGAGGAAGAGGACGAGGAUGAGGAACAGGGGCAGGGGCAGGAACAGGAUCAGGGCCAGAGCCAGAGUCACAGUCUGGAAGGCAUUGCCAUCAAGGCCCAGACAGAAAGACAGGAUAUAACUUCAGACAGUCCUGUCUAGUUCAAUUGGAUGGUGCAGCAACAGCCUUUCUGGUAUAAAGCCAAUCCACGACUGACUUGUCACUAAAGGGGUGCCCUAGAGAUCUUAAAACAAAUAUUAAAAACAAAUGAAAGAACGAUUAAAUAUAAUAUUUAGUAAGAAUGUCAAUUCAGGGAUACUCCAGCAUAUAAAAGUAAGCGUCUGCUGAAAGAAUUUUUUUUCAAUAUUUAAUAAAUAUAAUAAUAAAGAAAUUAUUAAAUAAAAGUAGCCAUAAAUACCGAGAGCCUGCAAGAAAGUAAGUAAUCUUAAUUAGAGUACGGUAUUACAAAAAAAAUGCCGAUAAUGGGAUUCCAUUGAUUUCAUGUUCUUUUAUUGAUUCAUAUUCGGAUGCUCGAUCAAUUACAUUUACACAUUUAAAUUGUAUUUAUCAAUAUUUUAAUACUUUGCGCUUGUUGCACGAAUUUCAACUAGCAACGAGCGAAGAUCCCUAAGCUCCACCUUUUUCAUCUCCAUAGUUCCUCCACAUCAAACGUGCCUCCUCAAUUAGUGGAGAACUAUCCUUUAAUCAUCAAUUCAACAAUUACAAAUACAUUUACUUAACUAGAU
Messenger RNA from Drosophila melanogaster (fruit fly), 1686 nucleotides. RefSeq lists its product as uncharacterized. NCBI's taxonomy places the organism in Eukaryota, Metazoa, Arthropoda, Insecta, Diptera, Drosophilidae. The record is from RefSeq and is marked reviewed. The transcript is spliced from 3 exons. The coding region runs from base 133 to 1101 and encodes 322 amino acids.